Molecule: messenger RNA, 2715 nt
Organism: Haliaeetus leucocephalus (bald eagle)
Lineage: Eukaryota; Metazoa; Chordata; Aves; Accipitriformes; Accipitridae
Gene: PLEKHO2
Product: pleckstrin homology domain containing, family O member 2
Exons: 6
Coding region: 49-1770 (573 amino acids)
Biological process (GO): macrophage apoptotic process
Source: RefSeq, a predicted model, not a curated record
GGCGGAGCCCCUGAGGGGGCGGUGAGGAGCGACCGGCCCCGGCCCGCCAUGGAGCAAGAUACAAAGGAGGAGGUCUCAGAGAAACCAAAGUCUGCUCCAACCGCAGAGAAAUACGGCUGGAUUAAGAAAAGCAGUGGGGGACUCCUGGGAUUGUGGAAGGAUCGUUACAUCCAGCUACGGAAAACACAGCUCGUGGUCUAUGAGGAUGAGGAUGAACAGAAGUGCAUAGAAACAGUGGAACUGGAGAGUUAUGACAAGUGCCAGGAACUGCGUGCACUACUAAAAAAGAAAAACCGUUUCAUUUUAAUCCGCUCCCCGGGUAAGAAGGUUCAUGAUAUCAAAUUUCAAGCUCCAACUUUGGAAGAAAAGGAAUCGUGGAUAAAAGCACUUAAUGAAGGGAUCAAUAGAGGCAAAAACAAAGUAUUUGAUGAGGUAAAAGUAGACGAGAGCCUUUCCUUGGACCACGUAACUCGGGACAGAGUGAAAAUGACCCAUGGACGCAGGCCACCCACAAGAAGUCACCUGAAGGAGGCUGCCAAGUCUACAUCAGAUGGUAUCCUGCGACUAGAUCUGGAUAUAGUAGACAAUGGACCGCCAAACUUUGAUUCCACUAUCAGGGAAAGUGACAAUGCACCACCUCAGAAAGAAACUCCAAAGCCACCUAUGCCACCCACAAAACCCACUGGCGCAAAAGAAAACCAAGAUGCAGAGAACAAUCUUCCUGAGCAGGAACAUAAAAAACCUCUGUCUCCUCUGUUGCCUCCAGAUAAGAAGCUUAAGGAAGGCAUAGCAUCAAAGGACAAUGUAAAUGCCAAGGAAGAGGACUCUGUAGGCCCAGAGGAGAAUGUGGAAGGAUCCCAAGCACCAAAUGAGGAGAACAAAAAUAACCUCAUUGACGUCAGCAACAGGGGCAUAGCAAAAGCUCCAAUUCCUCCUCCUAAGAGUGUGCCAGACAAGCUAAAAGUAGCUUGGGACCAACCAGUCCCUGAGCCUGAAAACACAGAAGACUUGAAAUCAUCAGGAGAUAGUAGCAAAGACAACCUUGCUGAGAUUGCCACUGCAGAUGUUACAAAGCCCCCUGUUCCUCCUAAGGUCCUGUCAGAAAAAAUGCUAGCCACAAUGAACUCCAGCCAUGGUGACCUGGAAGCUGGUGGCUGGGAAGACCUGGAGUCUGGCAGCUCCAAGCCCCCAGUGAACGGGAUCGCAGCAGGUGAGGUAGCAGAGGUCACAUCCCCAACAGCUGAAACUGAAGAAGGAAAUGGGAGAACUUCUGCUGAGAAGGAAGAGCAAACUUCAGCAGAAGAGAUAGAGACUUCCUUAGCUACAGAAACAGGCCAUGCAAGUGUCAAAGGAACUAUUGAGAAGCAAGGGUCUGUAGAAAGUGCUUCAGGUCUCAAACUUCGCAGUUCUUCUCUGGGAGACUUGCUGUCUGAUAGCAAAAAUACACAGAGAGCACCUCCAGGCCAAGGUUUCCCGAAGGAUUCCCAUCAACACUUAGCUAAAAUGGAGGAGAAAGUUGCUAAUGAAAGGGAAAAGACAGAAAAACUUCUGCAGAAGGUUUUACGUCAAGGGUUGGAAAAGGCCCAGGAGGGGAAUGGACCCCCAGUGAUGGCAGAGACAUUACUGAAUGAGGCAGUAGAACAACUUCGGCAAGCUACACAAGUUUUGCAAGAAAUAAAAGGUCUUGGAGAACUGAAAAAAGAAGCAACACAGAAACAGAAAGAAAAGCAAAAGGAUCUAGUGACUCUUUAUAGGAGAAGUGCUCCCUGACAUAGUCUUCAAAGAGACUUCUUUCUCAAAAUGAAAGCUAAACAUUUGCCAUUUAUGAUUUGUACCGUUGCUAGGCCAGUGUUUAAAAGGUGGUGUUUUGCUGUGCACACACCACGUUUAUGGGACAGAAUCGAGCUUUGAAUUAUAGCAUCUUUCUCUCUUUCUUCUUGCUGUACAUACCAGUCCAGUUCUAAUCCUCUUAGCACAGCAGAAGGUUACAGGACGUUGAACGGUUUCAAAAAUGUGAAUGCUCUUUAAGGACUCUGUCCAAAGUCCUUUCAAUGGAUCAGGCCUUAAAAAUUACUGGUAAUCAAACCAAGCCAGAUUUUUGAAAGGAGCAGAAUGGCUAUUCUAGCAAAAGCCCCUGUCUGUCUGUAUUUACAGACAAGCAGAUACCAGAUUACACUGGCACCUAUCUGGUUUUCCCAGUUAAAUCAUUUAAGGAUAAAUGUAGUCAGUGUUUGUUCACUUGCUGGCAAGGUUUACCAGACCACCUGGCCCAGUGACAUCUAGGAAUGUAAAUAUAAAUGGUUUAAUCUUCUCCAAAGAUACUCAUAAAACCACAUCCACAGUUAAAAAGUGACCUCACACAGAGGCAAACAAAACUGGCCAACUCCUGACUACAAGUAGUGUCCUCAGAUGUGAGGCAGCUCCACGAAGGCGCUCUUCUGAGUCUGGCUGUGCAGAGCUUUACAUGUGCUAAGCACUGCAUGAGUGAAUGCAAGUCUCAAUGCAUCAUUGCCAGGCAAGUAUUCAUUGUUCCUGUUUCAUUAAUAAGGAAAUUGAGGCAACAAGGUUACACUUGGCCUUUGAAAGAGUGUCUUCUAGGAGCACAACACGUUCAUUAUUGAGGACCAUACCUGUCUGGUAACUCUGAAUCCUCUCAUCCUAGUUGGGAACAAUUAGCCAGGCAUUUGGAGAACUUGUGUUCAGGAGAUCCCUAGG